Penicillium pulvis is the source of this 534-nucleotide messenger RNA. RefSeq lists its product as uncharacterized. The record is from RefSeq and is a predicted model, not a curated record. The transcript has 3 exons. Lineage: Eukaryota; Fungi; Ascomycota; Eurotiomycetes; Eurotiales; Aspergillaceae. The coding region runs from base 1 to 534 and encodes 177 amino acids.
AUGAGUACUCUUAACAACGUUGCCUCCGUCGCGAACGAGAAGCAGGGCAGCUUUAAGCCCUCCAUCGCCCCCGAUGGCCCUUUGACUGACAAGGGUCAUAAGCCCGGUGUCAAGGUCAACGAGGCUGACCACCGUCCUGAACAUCACCUUCAAACCUUCCCCCCGACGAACAACCCCAACAUGCCCUCCAACCAGCGCACCUCCGCUGCCGACACCUUGAUGGGCGCAACCUCGCAAGACGUGCACACAGGCCUUGGCAAGCCUUUACAGGGUCAGACUGGUGUUGAGCUGGCCCACGAUGGCGAGCAUGGUCGCAAGAAGCAGUCUGCCGGCUUAGAGGGUGUCGGUGCCACCACUCAAAAUCGUGGUAUCGAGCGUCAAUUCCCCAACCAGCGCGGCAUUGAAAAAGAAGACGCUCAGAAUGGUACUCGUGGCAAUAAGGGCGAUCGUGCCGCGGAAGAUAUGCUCCCCGAGGGUGCUGAAACUCUUGAUGCGGAGUGGAAGUAUGAGCCUUCCACCAAGCGCAAUAAAUAA